AUGACAAGUUCCGUUCUGAUGAAAAAGUCACCUCGAUCUCCUCGUGGUUCUGGUAGUACUCUCUCCGAUAUAACCACAACCACCAUGACAACAACAACAACAACUGGAAGUGAGAAUGAUCUUCUUUCUUCUCCAUUCGAUCCAGCAACAACAACAAUCUCCUCAACCAAUCCUUCAUUAUUGCCUUCUCAACAACAACAACAACCACUCUUUAAUCCCGAUGAAUAUGAAUUACAACUGGUCGAAGUCAUGGAAAUUCAUGAGAGUCGAGAAGUAUUUCUCAAUUACAUUCAACGGUUUGCAAUUCCUGAGACAGUUUCCUUUUUGAGAGACAUGUGGAAAUUUAAGGAAAAAAGGAAGGGAAUUUAUAAUCCAACGACCAUGUCCAUUCGUCCAGAGAUUCAAACAGAGAAUCUUCAGAGUAGUUUUUCAUCGAGUUUUUCAUUGAAUUCUCAUAAAAAGACAGUCGCUGAAUUGUAUCGAAUGGCAAAAGAAAUGAUUUCGAAUUAUAUGGAAAAGGAAUCCAAAUAUCAAUUGAAUGUGUCAUCGGAGGUCACAACCUCUCUAGACAAGCGAUGGCAUUUGAUUAGUUCAGUACUGAAAACGUUUGGCAAUGUUCGAGUGCAUAGUAUGAGUUUGACGAAACAAUUGUUUAAAAGUGAGGCAUUUGAAAGUGAAAUGUUAAGUUUGGAAUUGGAUCAAGAUGUAAUUAAAUUGCCAACAGUCAUUGUAGAAACACCUCAAGAAGAAGGAAAUUGUCAAGCUGAAAUUUUAGAAUAUAUCGAAGAUACAAAAUCGAGUGCAUCGUCGUCAUCGACACCGCCUCCGUCCAAUGAUCCACAACAUCUCUCUGCUUGUUCUAACAAUAAUUUGGAAUAUGAAUCUUCAUUGUUUGUCAAAUGUUUAGGUCACAUUGAAGAUAAGAAUCAAUUCAAUGAUAUUCUAGUGAAAUUGUGUCAAAUCUUUGACCAUGUGGAAUAUUUCAUUUACAAGGAUUUGGCUAUGGAACAUUUUCCAAAAUUCAAAAAGAGUGCAGAAGCUAAAAACUUUCUUCUUUCAAAAGGUGAAGAUUUCACAAAGAAAAUUGCAAUUAAUAUCAAACUAGGUUAUGAAAUUGAUAUUCGAUACAAGGCCAAGGAUUUCAUUUCUCCCUCCAUUACUGACAAGGAUAUUUAUUUUAUUAUCAUGCUGUGUAAAGAUGACAGUUGGGAAAAGGUGACUGAAAAGUCUCUCCAUGUGGAAAAGGACUUGGUGACCUCGUAUCAAGUGUUUACAUCCAGUAAGAAGUUUCUCAUUGGAGAAGAAAAAGAGAAUACAAGUUUUAAAUUGGCCAAAGUAGAGAUUUCAUUACCAUUCUCGGUUGAAGAUAGUUAUAAGGUCAUUGUGGAUCGACAAGCCAAAUUAAAAUCAGAUCCAAUGACUGUUGGAGAUUUUGAAACGUACAAAGUGGAAGCAUGUGCCGGUCCCAAGAAACCACUCUCCAUGGCUUACUCGAGUGAAAGUUAUAAUUUAGGAAAAUUCUCAAAGAAUCGAGAAAUUAUUUUUGUACAAACAUUACUUCACGAUCGAAUUACAAAUUGUUACAUUAAUCUUGCAAAAUCAGCAGAAUUUGAAGAAAAACGGAAGAAUAAGGAACGUAUACUUGUAGAUAUCAUGUAUUCAUACAUUUUUAAAAGUGAGGGGCCUCAAAAAUGUAAACUCACUUACAUUUUGUUUGGUGACAUGAAAAUGGCCAUUGACAAUGACAUGUUUUUCAAAAAGUUUAUCAAGAGUCGAGCGAAAUCCAUCUCCAAAGGUUUUACCAAGCAUCUCAAUGAACGCACGAAACAUGGCACGACAUCUUUUGGUCAAGUGGAUGACAUUUUCUGCCUACUUCAAUGCUUGGAACAAAACUCAAUGAUUUAUCCUCAACGAUCAUGGUUUGAAGAAUUUUCAUCACAUUUGGAGAAGGCGAGCUGUAACAUUAAUGGAACGACGAUGGAUAAGGUUGAAUUUUUGGACUUUUUGGAUGGAAUUUGA
Messenger RNA from Naegleria lovaniensis, 2019 nucleotides. RefSeq lists its product as uncharacterized. The record is from RefSeq and is a predicted model, not a curated record. Bases 1 to 2019 code for a protein of 672 amino acids. The transcript has 2 exons. NCBI's taxonomy places the organism in Eukaryota, Heterolobosea, Eutetramitea, Acrasida, Naegleriidae.